AUGUCUUCAAAUGUCCAAAACUCAACCCCAUCACCAACAACAUAUGCCUCACCACCAGUAGCAAUAAUCUUCACUAUCAUCCUUGUUUUAAUUUUCUUCAUAGGUUUUUCAUCUAUUUUCUUUUGUAGAUGUUUCAUCCAAAAUCUAUUAUACACAUGGCAUUUAAGAAAUAGCCCUAAUGGUACUCCAAUUGAUCCUAGGGUUUCAGCAAAUGGACAAUUAGGUCUUGAUCCUUCUAUUAUUAAAUCAUUUCCAACAUUUACCUAUUCAAGUGUAAAAGAUUAUCGUAAAGAAUCUUGUGGUCUUGAAUGUGCUAUUUGUCUGGUUGAAUUCGACAACGAUAGCGUCCUCCGCCUCGUUACCUCAUGUAACCAUGUUUACCAUCAAGAUUGUAUCGAUCUAUGGCUCGAAUCACACAAGACAUGCCCCGUGUGUCGCGCGAACCUAGACUCGCCCGAGGUGCUAAAGAAAAGGUCACAAUAUACAUCAUAUGUGACGAGUAAUAAUAAUAGUAAUAGUAAUAGUAAUAGUAAUAGUAACAGUAAUAGUAAUAGUAACAAUAACAAUAACAAUAAUAAUAGCAAUAACAACAAUGUCAUGCGUGACAUUAAUGAGAACGAAUCGUUAGAAGAUUCUUUGAGCAUUGCAAUUCCAGACGAUUAUAACAACGAUGGUGAUCAUAAAGAAGAACAGGAAAGUGGAUGCGCUAGUGCAACAUUAGAACGUGUGGAAUUACAAGAUGAAGAAGCGAAAUUUUCGAGAUCGCAUUCAACGGGGCAUUCGAUAGAUAGAUCUAGAGGAGCUGAAGAUAGGUUUACAUUGAAAUUACCAGAACAUGUGAGGGCAAAAAUUAUAAAGGGACAUAAUUCAACAAAAAGUUGUACUUCUUUUGGUGAAUACAAAAGCAAAACAACUACUGGAAAUGCUGGUUUUGGUGAAGUUUCAGAGUCAUACACAGUAGAUAUCAAUAAAUUAAUAUAA
Molecule: messenger RNA, 981 nt
Organism: Solanum stenotomum
Lineage: Eukaryota; Viridiplantae; Streptophyta; Magnoliopsida; Solanales; Solanaceae
Product: RING-H2 finger protein ATL29-like
Exons: 1
Coding region: 1-981 (326 amino acids)
Source: RefSeq, a predicted model, not a curated record